Sorghum bicolor (sorghum) is the source of this 1105-nucleotide messenger RNA. RefSeq names its product chlorophyll a-b binding protein 1B-21, chloroplastic. The coding region runs from base 87 to 824 and encodes 245 amino acids. The transcript is spliced from 2 exons. Gene Ontology annotation, cellular component: membrane. The record is from RefSeq and is a predicted model, not a curated record. NCBI's taxonomy places the organism in Eukaryota, Viridiplantae, Streptophyta, Magnoliopsida, Poales, Poaceae. Gene Ontology annotation, biological process: photosynthesis, light harvesting in photosystem I; response to light stimulus.
CAGAUUCUUCUCGCCUCUCAAACGCCACUUGUUCUCUAGCUUCCUCUCCCUCCUCUCAUCGGAAGCAGGCAGGCAGGCAGCCAGCAAUGGCCAUGGCGUCGUCGAGCGGGCUGAGGAGCUGCAGCGCCGUGGGCGUGCCCAGCCUCCUGGCGCCGUCGUCCCGGUGGUCCAGCCGCCUGCCGUUCUGCGCCAACGCCACCACCUCCGGCCGCGUCACCAUGUCCGCCGAGUGGAUGCCCGGCCAGCCCCGCCCUGCCCACCUCGACGGCUCCUCGCCCGGGGACUUCGGCUUCGACCCUCUUGGUCUGGCGACGGUGCCGGAGAACUUCGAGCGGUUCAAGGAGUCGGAGGUGUACCACUGCCGGUGGGCGAUGCUGGCGGUGCCGGGGAUCCUGGUGCCGGAGGCUCUAGGGCUAGGCAACUGGGUGAAGGCGCAGGAGUGGGCGGCCGUCCCCGGCGGCCAGGCGACGUACCUGGGGAACCCGGUGCCGUGGGGGUCGCUGCCGACGAUCCUGGUGAUCGAGUUCGUGGCCAUCGCGUUCGCGGAGCACCAGCGCACCAUGGAGAAAGACCCCGAGAAGAAGAAGUACCCCGGCGGCGCCUUCGACCCGCUGGGAUUCUCCAAGGACCCCGCCAAGUUCGAGGAGUACAAGCUCAAGGAGAUCAAGAACGGCCGCCUCGCCAUGCUCGCGUUCGUCGGCUUCUGCGUGCAGCAGUCGGCGUACCCCGGCACCGGCCCGCUGGAGAACCUCGCGACCCACCUCGCCGACCCGUGGCACAACAACAUCGGCGACAUCAUCAUCCCCAGAUCAAUCUCCCCUUGAGCUCAGAUCAGAUGCAUGUUUUGUACGUGUGUCAUUGCCUUGCCAUUACUAGGCAUUGCCUGCUGCCUGCCUGCGUGCAGGAGCUGUACAACGACGACGGCGACUUCCUGCGCCGGAAAACCCCUUGUAAUGUAAAGCUUAUAUUAUUAAGUAGCGGCUACUCUUGUAGUCUUGUAUCAAAUCUAAACUGGUUUAGCUGAGUCCCAUGGUUAUUUCGAGACUAAUUAACCAGGGGAAGUUUAGCUUAAAACGGAGAAAAUUCAUACGAGAACUUUGACAAA